This is a messenger RNA of Sphenostylis stenocarpa, 1650 nucleotides long. Lineage: Eukaryota; Viridiplantae; Streptophyta; Magnoliopsida; Fabales; Fabaceae. The record is from the annotation of a GenBank genome assembly.
AUGCAAACGUCUCAGAAACACCCAAGUUCGGCUGGUGUACACUUCUAUCACCACCAGCCGGUGCAAGGCAUUUACCAAGUGUUGCAAAACAAUCUAUGCCAUGACACUCAUGAUAGCAGCAGCCAGGGAACUAGCGUUUCUUUUGAAACCUGCAAGGAGCAAUACUUUACUCUUGAAUCAUGCCCGGCACCCACUACUGGUUUCAUGGAUUGUGAUGAUUCUCCUUCCUAUGCUAGUGUGUCAUCUAAAAGGACUCCAUUUUCUCCACAAGGGUCUCAGUCAUGCUAUUCAGAUCACCGCCAGUCAUCUGACAACACCUAUGGAUCGCCAAUAAGCGGUUUGUCUAGCGUUGAUGAUGGGCAUGAACUGAAGCACAAACUUAGAGAACUGGAGAUUUCAUUGUUGGGGCCUGACGAAUCUGACAUUGUCGACAGUUAUGGUUGCCUCGUCAAGGGUAGAAGCCUCUACGGAGCAUCUCAGUUGGCUAAACAUAACUGGGAUCAGAUUGCUGAAAAUAUUUCACAAUUUGACCUGAAAGGAGUCCUUGAGGUAUGUGCACAGGCCGUGUCUGAUGAUGACAUUCCAACAGCAAGAGGGUGGAUGGAUAAUGUAUUGGGGAAAAUGGUAUCAGUCUCUGGAGAUCCAAUUCAGAGGCUGGGUGCUUACAUGUUGGAGGGGCUUAGAGCAAGGUUCGAAUCAUCAGGGAAUCUCAUCUACAAAUCCUUGAAGUGUGAACAACCAACAAGCAAAGAACUAAUGAGUUACAUGCACAUCCUUUACCAGAUUUGCCCAUACUGGAAGUUUGCAUACACAUCUGCAAAUGCUGUCAUUAUAGAAGCUAUGGCUAAUGAGUCCAGGAUUCACAUAAUGGAUUUCCAAAUAGCGCAGGGCACACAGUGGUAUUUACUUAUCCAGGCCCUUGCACAUAGGCCAGGGGGACCCCCUUCCCUUCGUGUAACCGGUGUUGAUGAUUCGCAGUCGUUUCAUGCUCGAGGUGGAGGACUUGAUAUUGUAGGAGAAAGAUUGUCAGAUUUUGCCAGGUCUUGUGGAGUUCCAUUUGAAUUCCACAGUGCCGCAAUGUCUGGCUGUGAGGUUGUGCGAGGAAAUGUUGAAAUUCGACCGGGGGAAGCUCUGGCUGUAAAUUUUCCUUUUGUUUUGCACCACAUGGCAGAUGAGAGUGUGAGCACUGAGAAUCACAGAGAUAGAUUGUUGAGGUUGGUCAAGAGCUUGUCUCCCAAGGUUGUUACCCUUGUCGAGCAAGAAUCCAACACCAACACAUCUCCUUUCUUUUACAGGUUUCUUGAGACUCUGGACUACUAUACUGCCAUGUUUGAAUCCAUAGAUGUGGCUUGCCCCAGAGAUGAUAAGAAGCGGAUUAGCGCAGAGCAGCACUGUGUGGCACGAGACAUUGUCAACAUGAUAGCUUGUGAGGGGGUUGAGAGGGUGGAAAGGCAUGAACUUUUGGGAAAGUGGAGGUCAAGACUUUCCAUGGCUGGAUUUAAACAGUGCCAAUUGAGUUCUUCCGUGAUGGUUGCUACCCAAAAUCUCCUAAAGGACUUCAGUCAAAAUUAUAGACUUGAACAUAGAGAUGGUGCCCUUUAUCUUGGUUGGAUGAACAGACAUAUGGCCACUUCUUCUGCUUGGAGUUGA